Molecule: messenger RNA, 1014 nt
Organism: Alternaria viburni
Lineage: Eukaryota; Fungi; Ascomycota; Dothideomycetes; Pleosporales; Pleosporaceae
Exons: 2
Coding region: 1-1014 (337 amino acids)
Molecular function (GO): protein binding
Source: RefSeq, a predicted model, not a curated record
AUGGAUUCACACCAGAAUAUUGCUGACCACCCCUACCACAGCAUCCAAGUCCCCAGCGAUGCUCCUUUCAGACUCGGUGUCUCACCUGGAAAAGGAUGGGGUGUAUUUGCCACGCGAAAGAUCCUCAAAGGAGAAAAGAUCCUACAAGAAAAGCCUCUCUUCGUCAUCCGGAAGCCCCACUGGAUGAUCGAGGAAAGAGAUGUGCUCGCCGCCUACUACGCACUGUCAAAGACAGAGAAAGCCCAGUUCCUCAUUGUUCGAGACAAUGGCGACGGCAUUUUUUCAACCACGGAGAGGGCUUUUUCAGAAAACUCCUUCACUAUCCCCGCACAGUCUGACAAGGCGCAUGGCUUCUUCUUACUGCAUUCUCGAUUCAAUCAUUCUUGCCUUCCCAACUGCAAGAUCCCAGAUGACGCUCAACCCGACGACUCCAUAAUCAGCUACGCCACCCGUGACAUCGAAGCCGGCGCCGAGAUACUCUUUUGUUACGAAACAGACUUUGAUUACAGAACUAGGGACGACCGUCACCGUAUACUACGCUUUGAGUGUGUCUGCCGAGCGUGUGACAGAACUUCAGACUUCCACGUUCUCAGCGAAAUGCGACGCAUCCUCAUGAGAGGUCUCGAUUACCUCAAUACUGGUCACGAUAUAGAUGACUCACUCCACGGCUCUAGGACUAGACCGAUCAUCGCUGAUGCUGGGUUGAGAAAGGUAGCGGAAACACACAGUAUCUCGUUGUCUUCCAGGUUCAUAUACAACCUGCUGAUGAUGGCGCUAUGUGAACAGGAGGGCCUGUUAGAUGAGUUUGUCGAAAAGCGCAUAUUACCAGGUAUUGUGCAACUAGCUCAGUUAUUUCGCACUGAGAGCAACAGAGAGAUGGCUAUGAAGGCUCUAAAGCAGGACAAAUGGACAGAGAGAUUUGUUGUUUCGUCGUAUAUGUGGGGAUCGCGCGAUGCAGCGGACAUCGCUUUUGCACAACACUAUCGCUUGCUGGCUAGUCGUAGUAAAAAAUAA